Messenger RNA from Aspergillus steynii IBT 23096, 1395 nucleotides. RefSeq names its product alkene reductase. Gene Ontology annotation, molecular function: FMN binding; NADPH dehydrogenase activity. Bases 192 to 1301 code for a protein of 369 amino acids. Lineage: Eukaryota; Fungi; Ascomycota; Eurotiomycetes; Eurotiales; Aspergillaceae. The record is from RefSeq and is a predicted model, not a curated record. The transcript has a single exon.
AUCAGGACGCCGCCGAGCUCCGUGAGGCGUGAAUUAGGGCGCUGCAAAAGUCUCCGGCCUGGUGGUGCAUUUGCCCCGGGGGGUCGUAUUUAAUUGUCGGGUCGCCGACGGGGAUAUCAUCAUUCAGACAUUCGAAUACAAUCAGAGACAGACAUUCUAGAACCCUUCCUUUUGAUACCCUCUAUUCCAUCAUGUCCAAGUUGUUCCAGCCCAUCCAGGUCGGCCGCAUGUCGCUGGCCCAUCGCCUCGCCAUGGCGCCCAUGACUCGCUUCCGCGUCGACGAUGAACACGUCCCUCUCCCCAUCGUCAAGGAGCACUACGAGCAGCGCGCCGCCGUCCCCGGCACCCUCCUCAUCACCGAAGGCACCCUGGUGUCCCCGCGCGCCGGCGGCUACCCCAACGUCCCCGGCAUCUGGAGCGAGGCGCAGAUCGCCGCCUGGCGCACCGUCACCGACGCCGUGCACGCCAAGGGCUCGUACAUCUACAUCCAGCUCUGGGGCCUCGGUCGCGUCGCCAGCCCCGACGUCCUGCAGAAGGAAGGCGGCCAUGACCUCGUCUCCAGCAGCGCGACGCCCGCGAGCCCCGACGCCCCCGUCCCGCGCGAACUCACCGAGGCCGAGAUCCACGCCUUCAUCGACGACUACGUCCAGGCCGCCCGCAACGCCGUCGCCGCCGGCUUCGACGGCGUCGAGAUCCACGGCGCCAACGGCUACCUGAUCGACCAGUUCAUCCAGGACACCGCCAACCAGCGCGCCGACGCCUGGGGCGGCUCCGUCGAGAACCGCGCCCGCUUCCCCCUCGAGAUCACCCGCCGCAUCGUCGCCGCCAUCGGCGCCGACCGCACCGCCAUCCGCUUCAGCCCCUUCAGCACCUUCCAGGGCAUGCGCAUGGCCGACCCCGUGCCGCAGUUCGAGUACCUGGCGCGCAAGACGGCCGAGUUCCACCUGGCCUACGUGCACGUCGUCGAGGCGCGCAUUGCCGGCAACGCCGACGUCAGCGAGACCGGCGAGUCGCUGGACUUCUUCGUGAAUGCGUACCGCGGCGCCGGCCCCGUCAUGGUCGCCGGUGGUUAUAAGCCCGACUCGGCCAGGGAGGCCGUCGAUGCGCGCUACAAGGACCACGACGUCGUCGUCGCCAUCGGUCGCCCCUGGACCGCGAACCCCGAGCUGCCCUUCCUGAUCAAGUCGGGUCUGCCCCUGCGGCCCUAUGAGCGGGAUGUGUUCUAUCUGCCCAAGGAUCCGAAGGGAUACGUCGAUUACGACUUCACCGAGGAGUUCAAGGCGGUUCGCGCUGCGGCUUGAUUCGUUGGGUUUGCUUAGAAGGUGGCAUGGAUAGGCGUUUGGGUUUGAUUGCAUAGCAUGGUAUAGAUUAUAAUUUCAAUAGAAGUCAGUUUCA